Messenger RNA from Closterium sp. Naga37s-1, 1104 nucleotides. The record is from the annotation of a GenBank genome assembly. Lineage: Eukaryota; Viridiplantae; Streptophyta; Zygnematophyceae; Desmidiales; Closteriaceae.
AUGGAGCGCCUCGGGGUGACCAUCACAGCGCGCCGAUUUCCGCUGCUGGGCGGGCGCGAGUCUUGCCCGUGGGUGGUGGGGGACGGGGAGGAGGAAGAGGAGCCAUGGGAGGAAGGUGAGUUGCUUGACGUCAGCUACUCACAAGAUGACGACAGCAGCAUCAUUGGCGGCGAUGGCUGUUAUGGUGGUGACCGUCUGGCCGUCGAUCCUGCCACGUCAGCGGCUUCGAUCGCAGCUGCAUUUUACGCACGGCGGAAACAUUUUAUGUCCACCACCAUCCCCGAAUUCUCCUCGGCUAAUGCGGCUGCUGCAGCAGCGGCGGCGGCGGCGGCGACGGCCGCGAUGGCUGCUUCACAGGGAAACUGGGGCAUGUCGCCUUACUCCGUACCACCCGCCAUUAUCGGCGCUGCCGAAUCGCACAACUUCGAAGAUCAUCCCGGUUACCCGCAAGCUUCUAGACAUACCCUAUCCUCCCCAAUCAGCAUCAACCGCUCAUUCUCCCUCGCUUCCGCCGUCUCUCCCCGCUCGUCCGCCGUUCAACCGCGCUCGUCCGCCCCCUCCCCGCGCUCGUCCGCCUGUUCCCCGCGCUCUGCAUCUUUCUCCCCGCGGGAGUCCGCCGCUUUCCCGCGCGUCGUGUCGUUCUCCCCCCGUGCUACCGCAAGCCCGUCCGCGCGCGCCAUAUCCCGCGAAUACAUGGCGCAACCCGUGUGGGGGGGAGGUGAAUACAGAGAGCGGAGAGUGCGGAACGCGGUGUUGGGGAGGGAGGUGCAGAGGGAGGAGGGGGAGGAAACGGCGGAGAAGGCCUCUCUCGCGCCUUUCAGAGAAGCGGGCAACGCCGGCGGGGGAGGUGGCGGAGGAGGUGGCGGAGGAAGCGGAAGUGAAUACAACCUACGGCAGCAGCCCAGCACUCGGCAGGGUAGCCAGCGCGGGGAGCAAGAAGGGCGACGCGAGACGCAAUCUGUGCAACGCAGUGACGAGCAUAGCCCGAGUGGUGGCGGUGCUGCUGACGAUAAUGAUGCUGCUGCUGCUGCUGCUGGUGCUGAUGCUGCUGUUGAUGCUGAUGCAGCACCAGGAGAAGAUAUCAGCACUUUGGAAGGGGGAUGA